Molecule: messenger RNA, 2104 nt
Organism: Lolium rigidum
Lineage: Eukaryota; Viridiplantae; Streptophyta; Magnoliopsida; Poales; Poaceae
Product: methionine--tRNA ligase, chloroplastic/mitochondrial
Exons: 12
Coding region: 5-1807 (600 amino acids)
Biological process (GO): methionyl-tRNA aminoacylation
Cellular component (GO): chloroplast stroma; mitochondrion
Molecular function (GO): ATP binding; methionine-tRNA ligase activity
Source: RefSeq, a predicted model, not a curated record
CGCCAUGGCCGCCGGGCGGGCCUUCCUCUGCGCCCCAGCCUCCAUCGGAGCCACCGCCCGCAGAUUAGCCUUCGCCUCACCCCCUCUCCGGCCCCUCGCCUCCGCGCCCCACCGCCGCGGCCGCGCCCGCUGCUGCGCCUCGACCUCCUCGUCCUCAGAUGCCUCCGCAUCCGCGCCGCCACCCUACGUGCUCACCACGCCGCUCUACUACGUCAACGCGCCGCCGCACAUGGGCAGCGCAUACACGACCAUCGCCGCCGACGCCGUCGCCCGCUUCCAGAGAUUGCUAGAGAAGAGGGUUAUAUUCAUUACUGGAACCGAUGAACAUGGUGAAAAAAUCGCCACUUCAGCAGAGGCUAGUGGCAGAAACCCCAAGGAGCACUGCGAUAUAAUUUCAAAUUCAUACAAGGCGCUUUGGGCUGAUCUAGACAUACAGUAUGACAAGUUUAUUCGCACAACCGAUCCUAAGCAUGAAGCUGUUGUUAAUGACUUCUAUUCUAGAGUACUAAGCAGCGGUGACAUAUAUAGAGCUGAUUACGAAGGGCUUUACUGUGUGAGCUGUGAGGAGUACAAGGAUGAAAAAGAACUGACGGAAAACAAUUGCUGUCCUGUGCAUCUGAAGCCUUGUGCACCUAGAAAGGAAGAUAACUAUUUCUUUGCCUUAUCAAAAUAUCAGCAUAAGUUAGAAGAGCUACUGACAACAAAUCCUAAUUUUGUAAGGCCAUCACAUCGCUUGCACGAGGUCGAAGGCUGGAUUAAAAGUGGACUGAGAGACUUCUCUAUUUCUCGUGCAUCUGUCGAAUGGGGCAUUCCUGUGCCCAAUGACACCAAGCAAACAAUAUACGUGUGGUUUGAUGCCUUAUUAGGUUAUCUUUCAGCGUCUCUAGAUGAUGGGGAGCAGGCAAGUUUACAGCAAGCUGUUGAUCGUGGUUGGCCUGCCUCUCUACACCUGAUAGGAAAGGACAUAUUGCGGUUUCAUGCAGUUUAUUGGCCAGCAAUGCUAAUGUCAGCAGGGAUAAGCGUUCCUCAUGCAGUUUUUGGUCAUGGAUUCUUGACAAAGGAUGGCAUGAAGAUGGGGAAAUCAUUAGGCAACACACUUGAACCAAAGGAUCUGGUUGACAGAUUUGGAGUAGAUGCUGUUAGGUACUUCUUCUUGCGAGAAGUAGAAUUCGGGAAUGAUGGGGACUAUUCAGAAGAACGCUUUAUCAAUACAGUCAACGCACAUCUUGCUAACACAAUCGGAAACCUCCUCAACCGGACACUUGGUCUCCUAAAAAAGAACUGUAACUCUACAUUAGCUUUUGAUUCAAUUGCUGCUGCCGAUGGCAAUUCAUUCAAGAAUAAUGUUGAAAACUUGGUGGACAAGGCGAAGGGCCAUUAUGAAAAUCUUUCGUUGACAUCAGCAUGCGAAACUAUUCUAGAAAUUGGUAACUCAGGAAAUCUGUACAUUGAUGAGCAAGCACCAUGGUCUUGUUUCAAGCAAGGGGGUGAGAGUGCUGAAAAGGCUGCAAAGGAUCUCGUCAUUAUUCUAGAGACAAUGAGAAUAAUUGCAAUAGCGUUGUCUCCAAUCACUCCAAGCCUUUCCUUGAGGAUUUAUACACAGCUUGGUUUCACAGAGGACCAGUUUAGUACAUUGAGAUGGGAUGAUACCAAAUGGGGAGCCCUUAAAGCAGGUCAGGCAAUGAUGGAGCCAAAGCCAAUAUUCGCAAAAAUAGAAACCGAAGUUGAAGAGAAAGGUCAAGCAAGUCCAAAGGAAGGGAAGGGUGGGAAGAAGAAAGCACGUAGUAAAGGACUUGUGGAGGCAUGAGCUAGGUUUGUGGGUAAUGAACUACUGACUGAAUGAUUCCUCAGCUUUUAGCAUUCUGGAUGCCUACUUUGCCAAACUGUCACGUAUUUACUGGUGUAGAUAGCAUAAGAACGACUGGUGGCCUUGAAGCUUGGUGGAAACUGGAAAGGAAGGCUGAUUUUUUUGUUAUUUACCGAACUGAAACUUAGCAAUUUUGUUCUCUCAGGCUUUCUGAUUCAAGUUUGUACAAUGAUGGGGCUAAACUAGUACGGUCUCUCUUGUUUUGGAAAUAUAAGGCGUCCACGUUUCUGACAACUA